GCAGGUACCACACUCUAAGGACAAGGUUCCUCACUCUGAGGACAAGGUUCCUCACUCUGAGGAGAAAGUUCCUCAAUCUGAGGACAAAUUUCCACACUCUAAGGACAAGGUUCCUCACUCUGAGGAAAAGGUUCCUCACUCUGAGGACAAGGUUCCUCAAUCUGAGGACAAAGUUCAUCACUUUGAGGACAAGGUUCCUCACUCUGAGGACAAGGUUCCUUACUCUGAAGACAAGGGUCCUCACACUGAGGACAAGGUUCCUCACUCUGAAGACAAGGUUCUUCACACUGAGGACAAGGUUCUUCACACUGAGGACAAGGUUUCUCACUCUGAGAACAAGGUUCCUCUGUCUGAAGACAAGGUUCCUCACUCUGAGGACAAGGUGCUUCACACUGAGGACAAGGUUCCUCACUCUUAGAACAAGGUUCCUCACUCUGAGGACAAUGUUCCUCACUCUGAGGAGAAGGUUUCUCACUCUGAGGACAAGGUUUCUCACACUGGGGACAAGGUUACUUACUCUGAGGACAAAGUUCCUCACUCUGAAGACAAGAUUCCUCACUCUGACGACAAGGUUCCUCACCCUGAGGACAAGGUUCCUCACUACGAGGACAAGGUUCCUCACUCUGAGGACAAGGUUCCUCACUCUGAGGGCAAGGUUCUUCACACUGAGGAUAAGGUUCCUCACUCUGAGAACAAGGUUCCUCACUCUGAGGACAAGUUUCCUUGCUCUGAGAAGAAGGUGCUUCACACUGUGGAAAAGGUUCCUCACUCUGACGACAAGGUUCCUCACUCUGAGGACAAGGUUCCUCACUCUGAUGACAAGGUUCAUCACUCUGAGAACAAGGUUCCUCACUCUGAGGACAAGGUUGUUCACGCUGAGGACAAGGUUGCUCACACUAAGGACAAGGUUCCUCACUCUGAGAACGAAGUUCGUCACUCUGAGGACAAGGUUCCUCACUCUGAGAACAAGGUUCCUCACACUGAGGAUAAGGUUCGUCACUCUGAGGACAAGGUUCCUCACUCUCAGGACAAGGUUCCUCACUCUGAGGACAAGGUUCCUUACUCUGAAGACAAGGGUCCUCACACUGAGGACAAGGUUCCUCACUCUGAAGACAAGGUUCUUCACACUGAGGACAAGGUUCUCACUCUGAGAACAAGGUUCGUCUGUCUGAAGACAAGGUUCCUCACUCUGAGGACAAGGUGCUUCACACUGAGGACAAGGUUCCUCACUCUUAGAACAAGGUUCCUCACUCUGAGGACAAUGUUCCUCACUCUGAGCAGAAGGUUCCUCACUCUGAGGACAAGGUUUCUCACACUGGGGACAAGGUUACUCACUCUGAGGACAAAGUUCCUCACUCUGAAGACAAGAUUCCUCACUCUGACGACAAGGUUUCUCACCCUGAGGACAAGGUUCCUCACUACGAGGACAAGGUUCCUCACUCUGAGGACAAGGUUCCUCACUCUGAGGGCAAGGUUCUUCACACUGAGGAUAAGGUUCCUCACUCUGAGAACAAGGUUCCUCACUCUGAGGACAAGGCUCCUUGCUCUGAGGAGAAGGUGUUUCACACUGUGGAAAAGGUUCCUCACUCUGAGAACAAGUUUCCCCACCCUGUGGACAAGGUUCCUCACUCUGAUGACAAGGUUCAUCACUCUGAGAACAAGGUUCCUCACUCUGAGGACAAGGUUGUUCACGCUGAGGACAAGGUUGCUCACGCUAAGGACAAGGUUCCUCACUCUGAGAACGAAGUUCGUCACUCUGAGGACAAGGUUACUCACUCUGAGGACAAAGUUCCUCACUCUGAAGACAAGAUUCCUCACUCUGACGACAAGGUUCCUCACUCUGAAAACAAGGUUCCUCACUCUGAGGACAAGGUUCCUCACUAUGAGGACAAGGUUCCUCACUCUGAGGACAAGGUUCCUCACUCUGAGGACAAGGUUCCUCACUCUGAACACAAGGUCCUUCACACUGAGGAGAAGGUAACUCACACUGAGGACAAGGUUCCUCACUCUGAGAACAAGGUUCCCCACUCUGAAGACAAGGUUCCUCGCUCUGAGAAGAAGGUGUUUCACACUGAGGACAAUGUUCCUCUCUCUGAGGACAAGGUUCCUCACACUGAGGACAAGCUUCCUCACUCUGAGAGCAGGGUUCCACACUCAGAGGACAAGGUUCCUCACUCUGAGGACAAGGUUCUUCACAUUGAGCGCAAGGUUCCUCACUCUGAGAACAAGGUUCCUCAGUCUGAGAACAAGGUUCCUUACCCUGAGGACAAGGUGCUUCACACUGAGGACAAUGUUCCUCACUCUGAGAACAAAGUUCCUCACUCUGAGGACAAGGUUCCUCACUCUGAAGACGAGGUUCCUCACUCUGAGAAGAAGGUUCCUCACUCUGAGAACAAGGUUCCUCACUCUGAGGACAAGGUUUAUCACUGUGAGGACAAGGUUCCUAACUCUGAGGACAAGGUUCCUCACCCUGAGGACAAGGCUCCGAACUCUGAGGACAAGGUUCCUCACACUGAGGACAAGGUUGCUCACUCUGAAGGCAGGUUCCUCUCUCUAAGGACAAGGUUCCUCACUCUGAGGACAAGAUUCCUCACUCUGAGCGGAAGGUUCCUCACGCUGAGGACAAGGUACCUCACUCUGAGAACAAGGUUCCUCACUCUGAGGACAAGGUUCCUCAAUCCGGGAACAAAACUUUUCACACGGAGAACAAGGUUCCUCACUCUGAGGACAAGGUUCAUCACUCUGAGGACAAGGUUCCUGUCUCCGAAGGCAGGUCCCUCACCCUGAGGACAAGGUUCCUAACUCUGAAGACAAGGAUCCUCACAUUGAGGACAAGGUUCCUCACCCAGCGGACAAGGUUCCUCAAUGUGAGGAUAAGCUUCUUCAUUCUGAGGACAAGGUUCCUCACUCUGAAGGCAAGUUCCUCACUCUGAGGAGAAAGUUGCUCACUCUGAAGGCUGGUUCCUCUCUCUAAAGACAAGCUUCCUCACUCAGAGGACAAGGUUCCUCACUCUGAGGACAAAGUUCCUCGCGCUGAGGACAAGGUUCCUCACUCUGAGGACAAGAUUCCUCACUCUGAGGACAAGGUUCUUCACACUGAGGACAAGGUUCCUCACACUGAGGACAAGGUUCCUCACUCAGAAGACAAGGUUCCUCACUCUGAGGACAAAGUUCCUUACACUGAGGACAAGGUUCCUCAAACUGAGGACAAGGUUCCUCAAACUGAGGACAAGGCUCCUCACUCUGAGGACAAGGUUCCUCACUAUGAGAACAAGGCUCUUCACACGGAGGACAAGGUUCCUCACACUGACAACAAGGUUCCUCACUCUGAGAACAAGGUACCUCACACUGAGGAUAAGGUUCGUCACUCUGAGGACAAGGUUCCUCACUCUGAGGACAAGGUCCUUCACACUGAGGAGAAGGUUACUCACACUGAGGACAGGGUUCCUAGCUCUGAGAAGAAGGUGUUUCACACUGAGGACAAUGUUCCUCUCUCUGAGGACAACGUUCCUCACACUGAGGACAAGCUUCCUCACUCUGAGAACAGGGUUCCACACUCAGAGGACAAGGUUCCUCACUCUGAGGACAAGGUUCUUCACAUUGAGCGCAAGGUUCCUCACUCUGAGAACUAGGUUCCUCAGUCUGAGAACAAGGUUCCUUACCCUGAGGACAAGGUGCUUCACACUGAGGACAAUGUUCCUCACUCUGAGAACAAAGUUCCUCACUCUGAGGACAAGGUUCCUCACUCUGAAGACGAGGUUCCUCACUCUGAGAAGAAGGUUCCUCACUCUGAGAACAAGGUUCCUCACUCUGAGGACAAGGUUCAUCACUGUGAGGACAAGGUUCCUAACUCUGAGGACAAGGUUCCUCACCCUGAGGACAAGGCUCCGAACUCUGAGGACAAGGUUCCUCACACUGAGGACAAGGUUGCUCACUCUGAAGGCAGGUUCCUCUCUCUAACGACAAGGUUCCUCACUCUGAGGACAAGAUUCCUCACUCUGAGCGGAAGGUUCCUCACGCUGAGGACAAGGUACCUCACUCUGAGAACAAGGUUCCUCUCUCUGAGGACAAGGUUCUUCACACUGAGGACAAGGUUCCUCACACUGAGGACAAGGCUCCUCACUCUGACAACAAGGUUCCUCACACUGAGGGCAAGGUUCCUCACUCUGAAGACUAGGUUCCUGACUCUGAUGACAAGGUUCAUCACACUGAGGACAAGGUUCCUUACACUGAGGGAAGGUUCCUCACUCUCGAAACAAAACUCCUCACACUGAGGACAAGGUUUCUCACUCUGAGGACGAGUUUCGUCACUCUGAGGACAAGGCUCUUCACACUGAAAACAAGGUUCCUCACUCUGAGGACAAGUUUCCUCACACUGAAAGCAAGGUUCCUUACUCUGAGGACAAGGUUCCUCACUCUGAGGAGAAGGGUCCUCCCUCUGACGAGAAGGUUCCUCACUCUGAGGACAAGGUUCCUCAAUCUGGGAACAAAACUUUUCACACGGAGGACAAGGUUCCUCACUCUGAGGACAAGGUUCAUCACUCUGAGAACAAGGUUCCUCUCUCCGAAGGCAGGUCCCUCACCCUGAGGAAAAGGUUCCUAACUCUGAAGACAAGGAUCCUCAAAUUGAGGACAAGGUUUCUCACCCAGCGGACAAGGUUCCUCAAUGUGAGGAUAAGCUUCUUCAUUCUGAGGACAAGGUUCCUCACUCUGAAGGCAAGUUCCUCACUCUGAGGAGAAAGUUGCUCACUCUGAAGGCUGGUUCCUCUCCCUAAAGACAAGCUUCCUCACUCAGAGGACAAGGUUCCUCACUCUGAGGACAAGAUUCCUCACUCUGAGGACAAGGUUCUUCACACUGAGGACAAGGUUCCUCACACGGAGGACAAGGUUCCUCACUCAGAAGACAAGGUUCCUCACUCUGAGGACAAAGUUCCUUACACUGAGGACAAGGUUCCUCAAACUGAGGACAAGGUUCCUCAAACUGAGGACAAGGCUCCUCACUCUGAAGACGAGGUUCCUCACUCUGAGGAGAAGGUUCCUCACUCUGAGAACAAGGUUCCUCACUCUGAGGACAAGGUUUAUCACUGUGAGGACAAGGUUCCUAACUCUGAGGACAAGGUUCCUCACCCUGAGGACAAGGCUCCGAACUCUGAGGACAAGGUUCCUCACACAGAGGACCAGGUUGCUCACUCUGAAGGCAGGUUCCUCUCUCUAAGGACAAGGUUCCUCACUCUGAGGACAAGAUUCCUCACUCUGAGCGGAAGGUUCCUCACGCUGAGGACAAGGUACCUCACUCUGAGAACAAGGUUCCUCACUCUGAGGACAAGGUUCUUCACACUGAGGGCAAGGUUCCUCACACUGAGGACAAGGCUCCUCACUCUGACAACAAGGUUCCUCACACUGAGGGCAAGGUUCCUCACUCUGAAGACUAGGUUCCUGACCCUAAUGACAAGGUUCAUCACACUAAGGACAAGGUUCCUUACACUGAGGGAAGGUUCCUCACUCUGGAAGCAAAACUCCUCACACUGAGGACAAGGUUUCUCACUCUGAGGACGAGUUUCGUCACUCUGAGGACAAGGCUCUUCACACUGAAAACAAGGUUCCUCACUCUGAGGACAAGUUUCCUCACACUGAAAGCAAGGUUCCUCACUCUGAGGACAAGGUUCCUCACUCUGAGGAGAAGGGUCCUCCCUCUGACGAGAAGGUUCCUCACUCUGAGGACAAGGUUCCUCAAUCUGGAAACAAAACUUUUCACACGGAGGACAAGGUUCCUCACUCUGAGGACAAGGUUCAUCACACUGAGGACAAGGUUCCUCUCUCCGAAGGCAGGUCCCUCACCCUGAGGACAAGGUUCCUAACUCUGAAGACAAGGAUCCUCACAUUGAGGACAAGGUUCCUCAUCCAGCGGACAAGGUUCCUCAAUGUGAGGAUAAGCUUCUUCAUUCUGAGGACAAGGUUCCUCACUCUGAAGGCAAGUUCCUCACUCUGAGGAGAAAGUUGCUCACUCUGAAGGCUGCUUCCUCUCUCUAAAGACAAGCUUCCUCACUCAGAGGACAAGGUUCCUCACUCUGAGGACAAAGUUCCUCACGCUGAGGACAAGGUUCCUCACUCUGAGGACAAGAUUCCUCACUCUGAGGACGAGGUUCUUCACACUGAGGACAAGGUUCCUCACACUGAGGACAAGGUUCCUCACUCAGAAGACAAAGUUCCUCACUCUGAGGACAAAGUUCCUUACACUGAGGACAAGGUUCCUCAAACUGAGGACAAGGUUCUUCAAACUGAGGACAAGGCUCCUCACUCUGAAGACGAGGUUCCUCACUCUGAGGAGAAGGUUCCUCACUCUGAGAACAAGGUUCCUCACUCUGAGGACAAGGUUUAUCACUGUGAGGACAAGGUUCCUAACUCUGAGGACAAGGUUCCUCACCCUGAGGACAAGGCUCCGAACUCUGAGGACAAGGUUCCUCACACUGAGGACAAGGUUGCUCACUCUGAAGGCAGGUUCCUCUCUCUAAGGACAAGGUUCCUUACUCUGAGGACAAGAUUCCUCACUCUGAGCGGAAGGUUCCUCACGCUGAGGACAAGGUACCUCACUCUGAGAACAAGGUUCCUCACUCUGAGGACAAGGUUCUUCACACUGAGGACAAGGUUCCUCACACUGAGGACAAGGCUCCUCACUCUGACAACAAGGUUCCUCACACUGAGGGCAAGGUUCCUCACUCUGAAGACUAGGUUCCUGACUCUGAUGACAAGGUUCAUCACACUGAGGACAAGGUUCCUUACACUGAGGGAAGGUUCCCACUCUCGAAACGAAACUCCUCACACUGAGGACAAGGUUUCUCACUCUGAGGACGAGUUUCGUCACUCUGAGGACAAGGCUCUUCACACUGAAAACAAGGUUCCUCACUCUGAGGACAAGUUUCCUCACACUGAAAGCAAGGUUCCUCACUCUGAGGACAAGGUUCCUCACUCUGAGGAGAAGGGUCCUCCCUCUGACGUGAAGGUUCCUCACUCUGAGGACAAGGUUCCUCAAUCUGGGAACAAAACUUUUCACACGGUGGACAAGGUUCCUCACUCUGAGGACAAGGUUCAUCACUCUGAGGACAAGGUUCCUCUCUCCGAAGGCAGGUCCCUCACCCCGAGGUUCCUCACUCUGAGGAGAAGGUUCCUCACUCUGAGACAAGGUUCCUCACUCUGAGGACAAGGUUUAUCACUGUGAGGACAAGGUUCCUAACUCUGAGGACAAGGUUCCUCACCCUGAGGACAAGGCUCCGAACUCUGAGGACAAGGUUCCUCACACGAGGACAGGUUGCUCACUCUGAAGGCAGGUUCCUCUCUCUAAGACAAGGUUCCUCACUCUGAGGACAAGAUUCCUCACUCUGAGCGGAAGGUUCCUCACGCUGAGGACAAGGUACCUCACUCUGAGAACAAGGUUCCUCCUCUGAGGACAAGGUUCUUCACACUGAGGCAAGGUUCCUCACACUGAGGACAAGGCUCCUCACUCUGACAACAAGGUUCUCACACUGAGGGCAAGGUUCCUCACUCUGAAGACUAGGUUCCUGACCCUAAUGACAAGGUUCAUCACACUAAGGACAAGGUUCCUUACACUGAGGGAAGGUUCCUCACUCUGGAAGCAAAACUCCUCACACUGAGGACAAGGUUUCUCACUCUGAGGACGAGUUUCGUCACUCUGAGGACAAGGCUCUUCACACUGAAAACAAGGUUUCUCACUCUGAGGACAAGUUUCCUCACACUGAAAGCAAGGUUCCUCACUCUGAGGACAAGGUUCCUCACUCUGAGGAGAAGGGUCCUCCCUCUGACGAGAAGGUUCCUCACUCUGAGGACAAGGUUCCUCAAUCUGGGAACAAAACUUUUCACACGGAGGACAAGGUUCCUCACUCUGAGGACAAGGUUCAUCACUCUGAGGACAAGGUUCCUCUCUCCGAAGGCAGGUCCCUCACCCUGAGGACAAGGUUCCUAACUCUGAAGACAAGGAUCCUCACAUUGAGGACAAGGUUCCUCACCCAGCGGACAAGGUUCCUCAAUGUGAGGAUAAGCUUCUUCAUUCUGAGGACAAGGUUCCUCACUCUGAAGGCAAGUUCCUCACUCUGAGGAGAAAGUUGCUCACUCUGAAGGCUGGUUCCUCUCUCUAAAGACAAGCUUCCUCACUCAGAGGACAAGGUUCCUCACUCUGAGGACAAAGUUCCUCGCGCUGAGGACAAGGUUCCUCACUCUGAGGACAAGAUUCCUCACUCUGAGGACAAGGUUCUUCACACUGAGGACAAGGUUCCUCACACUAAGGACAAGGUUCCUCACUGAGAAGACAAGGUUCCUCACUCUGAGGAGAAAGUUCCUUACACUGAGGACAAGGUUCCUCAAACUGAGGACAAGGUUCCUCACCCUCAGGACAAGGCACCUCACUCUGAGGACAAGGUUCCUCACUCUGAGGACAAGGUGCUUCACAGUGAGGACAAGGUUCCUCACUCUGAGAACAAGGUUACUCACUCUCAGGACUAGUUUCCUCACUCUGAGGACUGGAUUCCUUACCCUGACGACAAGGUUCCUCACUCUGAGGACAACGUUCCUCACUCUGAGGACAACGUUCCUCACUAUGAGGAGAAGAUUCCUUACUCUGAGGACAAGGUUCCUUACUCUGAGGACAAAGUUCCUCACACUGAGGACAAGGUUUCUCAAUCCGAGGGCAAGAUUGAUCACUCUGAAGACAAG
Messenger RNA from Paramuricea clavata, 8724 nucleotides. Lineage: Eukaryota; Metazoa; Cnidaria; Anthozoa; Malacalcyonacea; Plexauridae. The record is from the annotation of a GenBank genome assembly.